UCUCGGAUUUUGGUUUAGUUGGGCCCAAAAUGACGGCAAGGGCCGUCCUAGCUUUUGGGUUACUUCUCACCCUGUAUAUUGGAUGUGGGAGUGGGACUAAGGAGGAGGAAACAGUUGAAAUAUGGGCGAGGAAACUUGGAGACGAGCUUUGGCAGCUUGGCACUCACGUUUCCAAGUUUGACAGCAUCAUAUCGAGCUACUCCACAUUGAAUGCCAGAGUCCUGCCUACAAAUGGAGAAGCAAUUCUCAGUUCCAUAGUUGAUAAUGUUAGCAAACUGUUGAAGAAAAAGAUGGAUGCAGUGAUGUGCAUCAUCGAGGCUGCCGAGGCUUUAGCGGAAGAAGCGGAGACUAACGUUACAGAACCCGUUAACUACAACAGUGCCAAGUGCUCUACGUUCAUUGAUCUGGAGACGGGAAAUGAGACAGGGACGGAGCUCGUAAGCUGUGAGCGGGAAGACAAUGACGAGCGGCCGUCAGAUCUUUACAACAACAUCACUGUCACUCCAGAUCUGCACUUCUUCGGGAUUCCAAUCAGUACUAACACCAGCUCUGUACAUAUGCCGACUGAUAUUUACGACUACGCAAUGCCAGUACAAGCUGCCCUGAAGUGGUCUGAAGGUUUGGACGAAUCGUUUAAGCAGAACUACGAGAGUGAUCCCUCCCUGAAGUGGCAGUACUUCGGCAGUAGCACCGGCUUUCUCAGGAUGUACCCAGCGCUCCAAUGGAAGAAGGAGAACGAUGUUUACGACUGCCGACAAUCUCCUUGGUUCAUAGAGGCUUCCACUUGCUCCAAAGAUGUUGUCAUUCUCUUAGACAGGUCAGGAUCAAUGAAGGGGAUGAGUGACUCUAUAGCUAAACUGGCCGUCACACAGAUCCUGUCAACCUUCAGUAAUAAUGACUUCAUCAACAUCAUCGGCUUCAACACCUCGCUGCUGGACAUGGUUCCUUGCUUCAAAAAAGAUAUGCUUGUUCAGGCUACAGAAGAGAACAUAAGGACUUUUAGAGACUAUGUUCUUGAGAGUCAGCCGACAGGGAAAGCCAAUUUUACUACUGCUUUUACCGGAGCUUUCACAUUACUUCAGAAGUACCGAGAAACAAAAACCUGUCCGGACAAGACAUGUAACCAGGCGAUCAUGCUGAUAACGGACAGCGUAGCCGGAAACUUAACCGAGGUGUUCGAGACUUACAACUGGUUCCAGAACAGAACGCAGAUUCCAGUCAGAGUGUUCACUUAUCUGAUCGGAAAAGAGGUCACGAAAGUGAGGGAGAUUCAAUGGAUGGCGUGUCUAAAUCGAGGUUACUACGUUCACAUAGAAGCUCACAGUGAAGUACGAGACCAAAUCCUCAAGUACAUUCCAGUCAUCGCCAGACCUUUAGUCCUGCAAGCUGUUGAUCACCCCUUGUCUUGGACACAUUCUUUCAUCGACUUCAAGGAUCCCAAAGUAGAGCGAUGGCUGAUAGAUUCGAUGGCGUUCGCAGAACAGGAAGAACGCCUAUCUAAGCACACGGCAACUCAGAACAACUACUUUUCCCAGAGUAAACAAGACAAUUUGUAUAUUCUGAGAUUUAAGAAGGGAGCUGAAGAUGGUGGGCUAGAGGUAACAUUCUGUGAAGGGAUGCAGAAAAUAUACGAAGAAGAAGAAUUCAACCUUACGCCAAAACUGCAAGAGUACCAUUUGAUGACAUCCGUGUCGGGGCCCGCUUUUGACCAUAAAGUAAACCGUGGAAAUGAGUCUCGGGAAGCACAGCUCUUAGGGGUGGCUGGGACUGAUGUCCCCAUCAAGGACAUCGAGAAACUAACCUUACCUUACAAGAUUGGAGCCAAUGGUUAUGCAUUUAUGAUAACGAACAACGGCUACAUGAUGAUGCACCCAGACUUCAGACCUGUGUCGCAAGGCAAGUUGAGGGCAAACUACGGCAGUGUGGACUUGACAGAGGUUGAACUGAUGGACGACGAUGAGAUUACUCCGAGACAACCUCACGAGAAGAUAUUACAGCUGCGAGAGGCCAUGAUCAACAAGACAGGGGGUCAAGUUAGCAAUAUUCCUCAUCUCAAUAUGAAAUUCCAUUACGAUGACAUGAAACGAGUCGGAGCUGAGAGUCGGAACUACUACUUUGCUGGUAUCGAGGGGACUCCGUUCACCAUGGGCCUGGCACUGCCAGAGGGCUACGGGAACUACUGGAUCAAGGCAGGAAACAUCAUAAAACGCUCAAAACUGGAAGGUGUUCCUCUCACUAGCUACUUCACCGGUAACUGGAAGGUUCAUCCAGACUGGGUGUACUGUGACCAUUUCAUUGCUCGAAAAGACAUGACUCAUGAAGAGAAACUGGUUUACUUUCUGAAGAAAAUUCAGAAUGAAAAACUUGGUACUCAAAACGGAUGGAAGACGAAGGUUCAAUUCCCACCAGAGCCCGCUUAUAAAGACGGAGAUCUUAAUUAUACAUGCAACACUAACAAAGUGAAAGAGGACGAAUAUUUCUGUGACGUGGAGUUGAUGCAACUUCUGGUGUUUGAUGCUAAAAGCACCGACUCAUCUUAUAAAGAUGUGGUGUGGACUCCCGACAACAAUAUUGAGAGGGAUUUGGUAAAGAAGUACGGAGUAUCAGUGAGAUUUGUAGCAACCCAGAGCGGACUUACGAGAUGGCAACACAUAACGGAACUUGCGGACGGAGAGCUAGAGUUUGGCGAGACGAACAACAAGGCAGUGGGAGAACCUUGGUACCGAGCAGCUGUUUUGCAACACUACAUCAACGAUGAAGACUUUGUGUUCUCAGUGCCUUUUGAUUCAGGCAACGUAGACAACCUCACUGUGACUGCUAGUUACGCCAUCUUCCGCCGAGAUGGAGGCAAUGAAGCGCCCGGAUCUGUGGUGGGCUUCCACCUCAGCCAUUCUGCGUUGUUUGACCGCUUCAGAGAUGUUACGGCAAAGACCAAUUGUAAAGACUGCCUAGACCCGUGCACCUCUGACACGACUGAUUGUUACGUCAUUGACGGCAACGGCUACAUUCUGGUGUCGGAGAACCGACAGGAGACAGGAACGUUCUUUGGCCGGAAGGAGGGAGCGAUCAUGGAGGAUAUGAUCUUGAAGAAGAUCUUCCGGAAGAUUCCGAUGUUUGACUAUCAAGCUAUCUGCUUUCAAGUCACACACUUGAACAAUGCAGCUGACAUUCUGUGGACGCCUAUUCGCUACUUCCAAUGGGUGAUGCAUUGGUUUCUAUCACACAUUGCUUGGCUCAUUGUGGAAGCAAACUGGAAUGAAGUUUUAGCGGCAAAAUUCACUCAUGAGGUGGCAGACAUUGAUGAUGACUACUAUGAUAUGGAAGCAGAUAACAUCACCACAACGCCGAUGCCGACCAUAGACAUCAGAACAGUGAAGGCUACGAAGGCUUGCAAGUCUUGCGACAAGUUCGGAUAUCUCUAUCUUCUACAGAGCACCGAGAAACAGGCCAAAUACAGAUCUUCACACGAGGAUCCUUGCCACAGGCCAUACUUUGUUAGACGGAUCCCUCACACGAAUCUUCUGCUGAUAGUUGUGAAGGCUUUGUACGCUACAUGUUCCAAAGAUGAGACGACAGAGUUUUCCGAACUUCAUUACGAGGACGAGCCAGAACCUCAGAUACCAAGCUGUGUCAAGAUGUAUCUCAACGAUCUUCCUCGAAGGAGGCUUUCGGGAUGUUACAACCAGCAUCCUCAGGAACUGGAGAUUGAUAGAUGUGGAAGAGGCUCAGCCCUGACUACAAGUUUGCUCUCGUUACUUCCGUCUCUGUGGAUAAUCGUCAAAUACUGCUUAUAACAUUGUCCUUUCCUGUGUACAACUCUCUCUCAACCUAGACGAGGAAGGACAAUCAUCUUCUACUUGAUUCAUCCACUGACAGAUACGUGAGAUGAAUAGUUCUUCUACAAUAUUGUGAUCUCUUAACUGCAUAGAAUCAUUGAGCAUACUGUAGUAGACAUGCCACCAUUUCCACCUACAUGGACUAGACACAGCAAAUAGAACAGUCGAAUGAGCCAGAGUGUACUUAAUUGCAAUUCUAUUUUCUACACUAGUUUUUGAUUUGUUGAAUUUGAGUUUGAUUCGCAUAUCAUAUGUGGUUAAACAAUAACCUACUUUCAGUUGGAUUUGGAUAAAAAAAUAUGGCUUCCAAGAAAAUAGCAUUUGAUAAUGUAAUAUAGGUGACUCAAUUCAACUGCCAUUCUCACUUAAAAGCUAGCCAAAAAAAUGGGAAUGGGA
Molecule: messenger RNA, 4232 nt
Organism: Macrosteles quadrilineatus (aster leafhopper)
Lineage: Eukaryota; Metazoa; Arthropoda; Insecta; Hemiptera; Cicadellidae
Product: voltage-dependent calcium channel unc-36-like
Exons: 30
Coding region: 30-3794 (1254 amino acids)
Cellular component (GO): voltage-gated calcium channel complex
Molecular function (GO): voltage-gated calcium channel activity
Source: RefSeq, a predicted model, not a curated record